GAAGUGCUCUCGUGUGAUGUCAUCACGUUGCUGUGAAACAGCUGUCACGACGCUGCUGGUGUGUCUGCUCUCCACGGCCACACCCUUCCUCCGCCGUUCCUCCUCCUCCUCCUCCGCGUUCAGCAUCAGCAUCAUCAUCAUCAGCAGAUCCAUCGCGACCAUGAUGCGAUCCGCCCUGCUCGUUCUGGCUCUGACAGCUGUCUGCAGCGGGAUCCUGCCUGAGAUCGUGGACUCGGGGAUCAAUCACAUCCCGGAGGGACGAGCGUGGGAAGAGCGCAUGUUUGAGGGCGUGGAGCAGCCGCCCGAAGAUCCGCAGCUCAAACCUGAGGAUGCAGCUCCCCAAACAAACCAGAGUGUGAGAGAUCUUCAGGAUAACCUUCCUCUGAUCAAUCAGAAUGAUCUGCUGAUUGAUAAAGAUUCUAUGGACUCUUCAGCAGACCAGGAGACUCUUAAUAAUACUGAAGAAGUGCAAGCAGGUGAACUUGGGAACAAUAUUGAUGAUGGGUGCAUUUCUGAUGAUGACUGCGGCAAAGAGAGGUAUUGUUUCUAUGACACACACGAUUCCAAGUGUCGUCAAUGUAAAGACACUGAUGAGUCCUGCAGUAAAGAUGUGGAGUGCUGCGGGGAGCAGCUGUGCAUGUGGGGUCAGUGCAGCCAAAAUGCAACAAAAGGAAAAGCAGGCAGCACCUGUCAAUACCAGAGCGACUGCAGCCCAGAGCUCUGCUGUGCUUUCCACAAAGCCCUGCUCUUCCCUGUUUGUUUGGCCAAGCCUAUUGAGCGGGAGCGCUGUUUGGAUUCCUCCAACCACCUGAUGGAGCUGCUCUCCUGGGACGUGCAGGAUGAGGGGCCGAGGAGACACUGUCCCUGUGUAGGAGACCUUCACUGCCAGCAUCUGGGGCGAGGCUCCAUGUGCCUGAAAGGAGAAGACUCCAGUGAAGAGGACCUGACAGAUUCCUUGUACUCUGAAAUAGACUACAUUCUUUAAACUUCAUCUAGUUCAAAUGAACUGUUGAGCAUGUCAGGCAUUUUUAUCACCGUUCUUGCAUUGAGCUUUAUGUUAGUUAAAAACUGUAAUGCAGCGCACCAACUUCAUCACCUGUACAGGCGAGUCACUAGGAUUAGAGGAGCUUUAACGUAUUGUGUCUUUUAAACAUCAAUUAUUUUAUUAUUAAGUAUAAAUGCUCAUCUGAUUAUUUUGUGUAAAAACAUUGAAAAAGUUGAGAACCACAACUUGGAAGCAAAAUAAAUGAAAGAAAUUGUUGUGAAUUAUUGCAAAGAUUGAGAUGUCAAUAUUUUUCUGCUCAGAGCUUCAGUCUUAGAAAGUAUCCAGACCUCUCAAUACUGGUGAAACGUGAUAUAAUAGUUUUAAAAACUAUUUUAUUUAUUUAUUUAAAAACUGUUUUUCUUUUUUUUUUGUUGUUGCAAGAAACAGUUUUCUGAAUAAAUGAAGGCAUUUGAGGAUCUCGAUAUGUAAUUAAACUAAAAUGAGAUGGGAAACAUUCAUAAAGCCUUCAAUUGAAUUAAUAAAAGUAUUUUUUCUGUCUCAA
This is a messenger RNA of Oryzias melastigma (Indian medaka), 1547 nucleotides long. It is a transcript of the gene dkk3a, whose product is annotated as dickkopf WNT signaling pathway inhibitor 3a. The transcript is spliced from 7 exons. The record is from RefSeq and is a predicted model, not a curated record. Gene Ontology annotation, cellular component: extracellular region. Gene Ontology annotation, biological process: multicellular organism development; negative regulation of canonical Wnt signaling pathway. The coding region runs from base 17 to 985 and encodes 322 amino acids. Lineage: Eukaryota; Metazoa; Chordata; Actinopteri; Beloniformes; Adrianichthyidae. Gene Ontology annotation, molecular function: receptor antagonist activity; co-receptor binding.